AUGUCCACGGCUAUUGGAUCCGAGUCUCUUAACUUUUUCGCAAGAUCUGGGGCGCUUGCGUUUGGCAUCGUCUAUGGUGCAAUCCGCACACGAGCGUUGAAUCGAAAGGAAGCAAGAAUUGAGGCAAGAGAAGAAGCUCUAGCAAAGAAGAAGGCAGAAAGAGCUGCAAAGCGAGCUGCAAAGGCUAAAUUGCAGCAGCCUGAAGCUAAGCAAGAGGAUGAUUUCUGGGGUGAACUGCUGAAAGACUCGAAGUGA
Messenger RNA from Guillardia theta CCMP2712, 255 nucleotides. RefSeq lists its product as hypothetical. Gene Ontology annotation, biological process: proton motive force-driven ATP synthesis. The record is from RefSeq and is a predicted model, not a curated record. NCBI's taxonomy places the organism in Eukaryota, Cryptophyceae, Pyrenomonadales, Geminigeraceae. Gene Ontology annotation, molecular function: proton transmembrane transporter activity. Bases 1 to 255 code for a protein of 84 amino acids. The transcript has 5 exons.